UCUCUUCCUACACUCUUUCUCUCCUUUUAUCUCUAUUAUUUUAUUAUCUUAAAAUUUCCAAAUUUAAUUGCACAGUUUGCAGUAAACCCCUCCUUGUUCUCUCAUAAUCGACUCGUUUUGCACUUUCUCCCUCUUAGUUUCAACCACUCCCACUCUCCCCUCUCGUUUUUGAGAAAACCCAAAUCAUAAGAAACCAACAUAAAUUACAAAAAAAAAAACAUCUUUUUGUAUAAUCUUUUCUUGAUUUCCAUUCUCAUCUCUGGUUUUAAUAAACCCACCAAGUUUUUUGCAUGAAACUAUCCUGGAGGAAGAGUCAUAACUAAUCUCUGCUUCUUCUUAGGUGGGGUUUUCAGAAAGUUUCGUAAUCAUGGGUUUCGAGAGAUCACCAUCAUCGUCAUCAUUAUCGUCAUCAUUACCACCAUCAGAAAACUUAAGAGCCAAGUUCAGUCUCUUUUAUAUACUCCUACUCUGCCUUGUCUUCCUUUGUGUAAUAACCACUUUCAUUACUCCCUCUUCACCUUCUUCUCCAUAUAUUCGGAACUCUAACUCUGGGAAACUAGGGCUCUUUUAUGCACAGGAAGAGGAGGGCAAGAGUACAAUGAUGAUGAAGAAGAUGAGGAAGAUUAUCAGUGAUCGGAGUAAAGAGGCUGAGCUACGGCGGAUUCUUAGGGGGCUUGGUUCAUCGCCGCCACGGUGCUCUGCCAAGUGUGGAAGAUGCACACCGUGCAAGCCUGUGCACGUGCCGGUACCUCCGGGCACGCCUGUCACGGCCGAAUACUACCCGGAAGCUUGGAGAUGCAAGUGCGGCAACAAGUUGUACAUGCCAUGAUCUCAUAUAAAUACUCACAUAUAGUAUAUAUACAUUAUAUAAUAUGAUUUAUAUGCAAGUUUGAUCAUGGUCAGGUCUUAAGUCUCUACUCAAAUAUUUAUCAUAUAUUAAACAUGUUUUUAGGACAAAGCCUCUACGUGAAACUUUUGAUGAUUGAUCAAAUCAUUGAUGAUGCUCGAAUGCUCCUGUAUGGCCGUAUGGGGUAAUAGGGUAUGU
This is a messenger RNA of Eutrema salsugineum, 1045 nucleotides long. RefSeq names its product EPIDERMAL PATTERNING FACTOR-like protein 6. The transcript has 3 exons. Gene Ontology annotation, biological process: guard cell differentiation; stomatal complex development. Bases 368 to 829 code for a protein of 153 amino acids. Lineage: Eukaryota; Viridiplantae; Streptophyta; Magnoliopsida; Brassicales; Brassicaceae. The record is from RefSeq and is a predicted model, not a curated record.